Molecule: messenger RNA, 1512 nt
Organism: Alternaria arbusti
Lineage: Eukaryota; Fungi; Ascomycota; Dothideomycetes; Pleosporales; Pleosporaceae
Exons: 2
Coding region: 1-1512 (503 amino acids)
Cellular component (GO): cytoplasm
Molecular function (GO): calcium-dependent phospholipid binding; calcium ion binding
Source: RefSeq, a predicted model, not a curated record
AUGUCCUACAACUACAACCAACCAGGCGGUUAUCAGCAGCCGUAUCCGGGCCAAGCCCCGCCGCCACAGGGUUACGGUCAACAUCAACAGUAUCAACCACCUCCACAGCAAGGCUAUCAACAACCGCCACCAAUGCAGAACCAACAGUACGGAGGCUACCCGCCUCAACAAGGUUAUGGUCAGCAACCACCGCAAGGUCAAUAUGGUGCGCCGCCGCCAAAUCAGUACGGCGCUCCACCCCAGGGCCAGUAUGGAGCUCCUCCUCCGCAACAGGGUUAUGGCGCACCUGGGCAAUAUCAACAACAGCCACCUCCGGGCCAGUAUGGACAGCAACCACCUCCAGGACAGUAUGGCGCGCCACCUCCAGGCCAAUACGGCCAACAACCGCCCCAAGGACAGUAUCAACCACCACCUGGUCCUCCGCCAGGCCAGUUUGGGCAGCAACCACCCCCAGGGCAAUACGGUGCGCCCCCACCACAGGGUCAAUUCGGUGCUCCACCUCCCCAAGGCCAGUUCGGUGCGCCAGGGGGUUUCGGCGGGCCACCAACUCAGGCUUCCCUCGGCUAUGGCCCUAUGCAGGUCGCCAACAUCGACGUCAGCAAAGAUGUUGAAGCUGUCCGCAAAGCAAUGAAGGGAUUCGGAACUGACGAAAAGGCGCUCAUCGCGGUUUUGGCGAAGAGGGAUCCUAUCCAGGUCAACACUAUUCGGGCGCAAUACGACCAACGCCUGAUGCGAAACAUGGUCCAAGAUCUCGAGAAAGAGACUAGCGGCUAUUUCGCGAAAGGACUUGUCGAAAUUGCACGCGGCCCUCUAGUAUCCGACUGCUACAACCUCAUGGAAGCAAUGAAGGGCAUGGGUACAAAGGAGGUCAUCUUGGACGACAUCCUGAUCGGCCGAAGCAACGCCGACAUCAACGCCAUCAAGCAGAAGUACCAAGAACUAUUCCAACGGCCGCUACAGAAAGACCUUCAGGGCGACCUAAGUGCCGGAACGGAACAGAUGUACGACAUGAUCAUCUCGGCCCGCCGCGCAGAAGACUCAUACCCGGUCAACCCCCAAGAAAUUGAGCAGGCUGUCACCGAUCUUCAAGCCGGCAUGGGUGGCUUUGCUAGCAAGAACGUUCCCCAAGUUUGCCAGAUCCUCACCAGCAAAAACGACGCGCAGCUCAAGGCCAUGGCGAACUCUUAUCAGCAGCGCUUCCACAAGUCCCUCGACAGCGUCAUCAAGUCCGCUUUCUCAGGCCACAUGGAAGAUGCACUCCGCCUACUUAUCCACCGUGCCACCAACCGGCCCGAGGCUGAAGCCGUCCGUCUAGAGGAAUCGAUGGCUGGCCUCGGUACAAAGGACGAUAUCCUCGUACAACGCGUCGUCCGCUGCCACUGGGACAAGAACUUUAUGAACGCCGUCAGCAACGCGUACAAGCAGGUCUACAAGAAGGACUUGGUCAAGAGGAUAGAAGGAGAGACGCGCGGCGAUUACGAGAAGCUCAUGGUUGCUUGUGUGAAGCCUUGA